GCCGGCGCCGGCGGCUGUCAGUGUCGCGCUUGACAUGACGCGGACAGGUGCGAUCGCGGCCGGUGACGUCACACUCACCGAUGCUCCCAGUGCCAGUGGAGAAGCAAACGGCAGCGGUAGUGGUGCGCUCAACAAUGGAUACAGUGAUUCUGGCACAUACCGCCGAAAGGUGGAAGACGCUACGGAUAGCAACACACACGAUAGAAAAGUUAAGAUAGACGAUUUAGUUAAUGUAGCAGAUUUACAAGAAGACAACGACGAUGAGGGAAAUUCGAGGAAGCUCGAUGAAGUGUUGGAUCCUGGGGAGGCGCUCGAGCGGGCGAUGGAUCAGCUCGGCCCGUUUGGGUUCUACCAGCGCUACACCCUCAUUCUGCUCUGCAUCCCCAACAUCUUCUCUGCGAUGUACUCUCUCAACUACAUUUUCGUCGCGGAUCAAAUUCCCUUCAGAUGUUUGGUGCCCGAGUGCGAGGGUCCCGGCGGCGCGGGGUGGGACAACGCCACAGUGCUGUCGCUGCUAGGGGACGAGCAGUGCCGCCGCCCUGCGCCCCUCCCGCUCGCCUCCUGCAACGUCACCCACUACCACCCCACCGACACCGUCCCCUGCGACGCCUUCGUCUACCAGAACCAUGAGACUAUCUAUGCUGAGUUCAACCUGGCGUGUAACGAGUGGCAGCGUACGCUGGUGGGCACGGUGCGCAACGCGGCACUACCUGUCUCAUUGCUGCUCACCGGUUUCGUGAGCGACAAGUGGGGUCGUCGCACAGCAUUCUGCGUGUUCGUGGCGUGCGCGGGCUGCCUGGGCGUGGUGAAGUCGUUCGCGCCGAGUUACCCACUCUACCUCGCCAUGGAGUUCCUCGAGGCCGCGCUCGGCUACGGCUUCAACAGCGCCGCAUAUGUCAUGGCGGUGGAGCUAGCGCGGCCGUCGUUGCGCGCGGCGUUCGCGUGCGCGACGGGCGUGACGUACGGGCUGGGCGGGGUCGUGUUCGCGGCGCUCGCGGCGAACGUGCGCUACUGGCGUGAGCUGCUGCGGACGAUACACGCGCCCGCGGUACUGCUCACCCUGUACUGGCUGCUGCUCGACGACAGCGCGCGCUGGCUGCAUGCCUCCGGCCGCCGGGACCGCGCCCAGGCGGUCGUGAGGAAGGCGGCGCAGUGGAAUAAGGUCCUACUGGACGAGAAGCUCCUGCAGUCCAUAGCGGGCGAGGCGCGGGGUGACAGGGGGGAAGGGGCCAGCAGUACAGCAAGGGGCGAGCCCAACCCGUGGCUGGCGGUGCUGCGGUCGCGCGCGCUGCUGCUGCGGCUGGCGGUGUGCAGCUGGUGCUGGGUCGCCGCCGCCUUCGUCUACUACGGCCUCACCAUCAACUCCGUGGCGCUCGCCGGCGACAAAUACAUCAACUUCGCGCUCAACAUGCUGAUGGAGGUGGUGGCGUCGCUACUGAUCGUGAUGUCGCUAGAGCGGUUCGGCCGCAAGCGCAGCAUCUUCUCCGCCUACCUGGUGUGCGGUUUCGCCUGCGUCACGCCGUACUUCGUCUCCCACGGCAACACGGUGACGGGUCUGUACUUCGUGGGCAAGCUGGCGAUCUCGUUCGCGUACAACUCGCUGUACGUGUUCGUGGCCGAGCUGUUCCCCACCGCCGUGCGCUCGUCCGCGCUCGCCGCGUGCUCGCUCGUCGGCCGCGCCGGCUCCGCGCUCGCGCCGCAGACGCCGCUGCUCGCGCCCACCACGCAGGCUCUGCUGUACGGCGGCGCGGCGCUGUCGGCGGCGCUGCUGGUACUGCUGGCGCCGGAGACACGUCGCGCGCCGCUGCCGCCCGGCGCCGCCGCCGCCGAGCGCCUGCGCGCGCCGCCGCGGACGCCCGCGCACUCGCGAGUGCACUCGCCCGUCCACUCGCCGCGAGUGACGCCCCUCGCCACGCCCGCCGACACGCUCGGCCGCACGCACGACAGACAACAUCACAACCUCAAUACGCGGUUCUGA
This is a messenger RNA of Aricia agestis (brown argus), 1978 nucleotides long. RefSeq names its product organic cation transporter protein-like. Bases 35 to 1978 code for a protein of 647 amino acids. The record is from RefSeq and is a predicted model, not a curated record. Gene Ontology annotation, cellular component: membrane. Lineage: Eukaryota; Metazoa; Arthropoda; Insecta; Lepidoptera; Lycaenidae. The transcript has 9 exons. Gene Ontology annotation, molecular function: transmembrane transporter activity. Gene Ontology annotation, biological process: transmembrane transport.